GGCGGGCGAGGCGAAGGGGCGGGACUAGCUCGCGCGCGCGCACGCGCCGGCGACACGACGAAGGCUGGUAGCGGAUAGGCUGGGCCGCCAGGCGGAAGCGGCGCUGUGAUACGUCCAAGGUCAGCUGUUUGUUUUCGCGAUAAGCCCCCCUCCGACACGCACGCUUCUCCCUUCUCCUCCUCCGCCUCCACCACCACCACCCCUACUCCACCGACGCGCGGUGGUUGUAGUCAAAGUGGGAUGUCGCUGCCAGGUGAAAUGCACCCUCGUGCACAUGACUCUGCCGCCCAACGCUGCCUGCCGUCAGUGACACUCCAGCCGUCCUCGCCGACAGUCUCAAGCCACUUCGGUUCGUCUCGGGAUAACGGGUGUGCGGAGCCGACGUGAAACCGCCGACAGUUUACAGUGCAAGCUGACACACAGAGGUUCACUCACUUCUGCUGAAGGAGAGAACGAAGGAGGCACUCUAUACCAGCAAGAGUGCAUAAGGGGCCCGCUGGUCUACCACUAGUAGCACGGAGCACCCCUACAAGUUAGAAAAAAAAAAAAAAAACAGGGGCCAACCUGGUGGUGAGGAUCAGAGACGUGUGGAUGAGGCAGAGUGGUUAGCUCGUCCUUUGGCCUCUUAGAUGACGCUAUGUUGGCCCCCGGUCAGGCCCAGGCCGCCUCUCCACCCGCAUUUCGACCCCGGGUGGGGCGCCGCCAGCAGGGAGCAGGUCCACACCGCCACCGCCACCACCACCGCACGCGACGACAACUCCAAAACGUGACGUCGGGGAGGUCGCCGUCGCCGUGGCUGGUGGACAAGCUGACGAUGACCACGGCGAUGGUGCUGCUGUUGCUGCACAACUUGGCGGUGGUGUCGGCGCUGACCUGCGACCUGUGUCGGCCCUCGUCGUGCUCGCCGCUGCGACCGGACUGUCCCCCGGGUGACGUGGUGCUGGAUGUGUGCGGCUGCUGCACCGUGUGUGCGCGGCAGGUGAACGAGAGCUGCGGGGGAGUGUACGGCCUGCUGGGCCGCUGCGCUGACCACCUGGAGUGUUUUAUCGCGCCGCCACCCGUGGGGCAGGCCAUCACUGGACAUGAGGAGGGAGUCUGCAAAGAAAUCUCUCUGUUCACGUGCAACACGACAGACUGUGAUAAGUCGGACACGGAGUUAUGUCCCCCGGACUCCGAGCUUGUGUUCAGCGCCGCCGCGGAUGUUGCCUCCUACUGCCACUGCAACCUGUCCAGGUGCGCCGUACCUGGCUGUGCCACGGGCUUCACGCCCAUCCUCGUGCAGCAGGGCACCGGGGUGCCUGGCAACUGCUGUGACGAGCACAUCUGCAUAAGGCUGUCAGCCUGUCACCACGUCACGUGCCCACCGGUGUCGGAGGAGGAGUGUCCACAGGACAGCGAGAGACUGCCGCCAGUGUGGACAGAUGACGGUUGCUGCCAAGUGAACGAUGGGUGUGUGUGCCGGCGAAACGAAGUCUGUCGUCCAGUGGAGUGCCCGUCAGGAUUCCAGAUUCAGGUGAUUUCCAGGAGCACGGGGAAUCCAGGAUCGUGCUGUACCAAGUUCAGAUGUGUCAAUGAGACUGGACUCACAUGUAUUUAUGAAAACAAGGAAUUUCAGAAUGGAGAAAGCUGGCAGAUUGAAACGUGCACAACAUGCACCUGUAAAGAUGGUAUCAGUCGAUGCCGUGUCAGCAGCUGUACACCACCACCUUGUGGUUGGAUGGUCAUUCCAGAGGGUCAGUGCUGUCCUGUGUGCAAAGGCUGUGUUAGCGACUCAGGAGGGCUGUACAACAACUCAGAUGUCUGGCGGGAAAAUGAUUGUGUUACUUGCCAGUGCCAGGAUGGUCAGGUUCAGUGCCAAGCAGAAAUGUGUGCCUCAGACUGUGUCCAUCCCAAAUACAUUCCAGGGCGUUGCUGCCCAGUGUGUGAUGAACCAGAUCCACUAGUCACAAAGAAAAUGUGUCCACUGCUAGAAAACUGUUCACUAGAUUGUCAACUAGGGCUAGACCAUGCUAUCAAUGGAUGUGUCAUCUGUCAGUGCAAAACAGAGUCAUGUGACCUUAAAUGUGCGUUUGGAAAAGCAGUUGAUGAGAGUGGAAUAGAACUGUGUCAGUGCAAUGCCUUGCCACCACGCUGUCCAGCACUAGAAGGUUGUCAGAAGAAGUGUAUGUAUGGCUACAAGAUUGGCCGCAAUGGCUGUGAGAAAUGCCGGUGCAACAGAUGCCCCCAGUUCAUCUGCCUGAAAAAGUGCUUACAUGGCUUCAUGUUCAGUGAGAAUGGAUGUCAGCUCUGCAAAUGUGCAGAUGCACCUUCAUUUGUGACUCCAUCUUUAUUAACACCCAACAUGAGUGCAGUAACCACCCUUGGGCUGUCAUGCAUGUCUUCCCUUGGUGUAAGACAUGAAGAUGGUGAAAUAUGGGAUGAUGGUUGUCGACUGUGUUUCUGCCAUAAUGGGUCAGAGAUGUGCUCCCUUCUGGCCUGUCCAGCUCCACGCUGUGACAACCCUGUUUUCCGGAUUGGUGACUGUUGUCCUUCUUGCCCAGGCAUAGCCCUAGUGCAACCUGGGGGUGAACGUGAGCUGUGUCAGUCUGCCAGCGGUGAAUACCAUGUAGAGGGGGAGUCCUGGGCUCUAGACUCCUGCACACAGUGUCUUUGCCAUGCAGGCACUGUUCUGUGUGAGUCCCCUGUCUGUCCCCCUGUUCUUUGCCACUACCCUGUAAAGCCUGCAGGCACUUGUUGUGCUGUAUGCAAAGAAGAGUCAAGCCUGAGCAUCAGCAUGUUGAUUCCGCGUCCAUGCAAAUCUUCCACUGGAAUGGUGUGGCAGCAUGGCAUGGUGUGGCGAGCAGGGCCUUGCCAGAGCUGCAGCUGUCAGGGUGGUCAGGUCAACUGCUACAGCCAGGUGUGUCCGCCACUCAACUGUAACAAGACGGUGCUACGUAAAGGCCAGUGCUGCCCAACUUGCUUAGAUGUUCAUCGACCACAAGUGUGUAUAACAGAUGGCACUAAGUACAGUGAAGGGGAGACAUUUGUGGCUAGCAACUGUUCCCAGUGCCUGUGUAAGGAUGGAGCCAUCACAUGUACCUCUCUACUCUGCCCACACCAGCCCUGCAGUGUCAUGAUCCGCAGGAGGGACCAGUGCUGUCCUGUGUGUUACAAUGGACUUGUUUUCCCAGAGGAUCCACCUCUGAACACUUCAGCUCCAGAUGGUCCUAUUAAAACAAUGGCUGAUAUACAGAUAUCCACCACAGAGACUCAUGUUCCAGUCAAUGACAGGAGCAAGCAAGAUAACUACGUGGUUGGGAUGGCAGCACUGGGUGUUUUGCUUUCAAUAGCUCUCAUUGCUAUUGUUAUUCUCACCCUCAUCCUUUUGCGUCGCCGCCACACAGGAAAGUUCAAAAUGGAAAAAGCAGGGAUGGGCAGAGACACACCCAUGAUGACAGAGGUAAAGAUUCGACCCAAGUCCACGAAUCUUGAACUGCAAGGUCACAUGCCUUUGUUAGACAGUCCAAGCAAGACAAUAAAUCUAGAGAAACAUUGCUAUGAGAAGUCAGCACUCUUGUUACCCAUGCUGACAUCUGAUUCACUCAAGUUAAAUGACCACUAUGCAGAUGGUCUAAAUGAUGAGAAGACAAUCAUUGGCAGUGGAAAUUUCAUUUCAAACAACAGGAGUUUUGAGCAAGUGUGAGAGGAGUUGCCUCAGCAAAGAUAUAUGGUCACUUUGAAUGUUCUUGUUACAUGAGAGAGUGCAGAAACUUUGAGAAAGUAUUGAACUUUUCUAUGCGUGUGGAGUUUCACAAGGUGCAGGUUGCAUGUUAGUUCCCCCUCCCUGGCUUCAAGUGAAUACUUUUUUUAUCUUCCAUUUUGAAUGUGGUAUUAAUUGCAAAAGGUAUUUUCCUGAUGUUAAUAACGAUGCAUGAUUUUCUAAUAAAAAGAAAUGCAGAAAUAUGCGAUAUUUAGUGACAAUUGUAAUUUGGUGCGUUGUACAUAUGUCUGUAGUUGACUGAUCAUUUAAGGUGCUUCAUGUAAAAUUCUGAAAAAUGGCUAUGUAAAGAUGCUUUAUGAUAAAAAUGAAACAUGUACAGUUGUGAACAAAUUCUAAACAUUUAACUUUAUGAAGAAACUUCUGAAAUCUUUUUUGAAACAUAUUUAGUGCUAAAGGGCUUUCUUUAAAAAAAGUUGUUUUCAUUUGCUUUCGUUACUACUACAUUAUCAACCCGUGCUCUCACGCUUGUUCACAUUUCUUCAUGAUCAUUAUUCUUUUCCUUGGCCAGUAUAGGGGGUAUGUCUUAGCUGCUAAUCAUUAUAUUAAGACAUUGUAGCCAUUGUUCAUUUUUUACAGGCUUUUAUUUAUAACUGCUACAAAAGUUAAAGGACUGCAUGUACUUUGAUCACUAAAAUUAUGAAGUCAUUCUUUUCAGGGUUUAUCCCAGUUUACUUAUUAUAUUGCAAGCCAUAUAGUGUCAGGCAGGGUAAUACCCUAUGAUGAAGAAAAAAGGUUACUAACCAAAAUGAAGGAGAAAUAUGGCAUGAUAUAUAUAUGGAACUACUUUAAUUAGUAUGCUGAAGUCUUUCUAAGAUCAUGCCAAAAAUAAAAGAUUAAUGAAGACAUAUUUUAAACAAUAGUUUCAGUACAAGAAUGUAUUUUUCUUCCUUAUGGAACUAGAUUUCAAGCAAUGUAAUUCUACCAAAAAAAAAUUGAUUCCACUUGUAAAUUUAGGAGCUCCUUUCCUUGAAUGAUCAAAAUUCCUAUAAGUGCAAAUACAUGCAAACUCAUCUGAAAAUAACAUCAGAACUGUGGUAACCUGUCAGCAACUUUAUUUCAUUGUUUCACUUGAGUCAGCCUUGGAAAAAUUUCCAUUCUGAAUAUCAAAUUCUAAUGUACCUACUCAACGGGUGGGGGUUGAGCCAAUGAUGUGAACGUAGACUUUUAAUUUUUUAAAUAUAUAUGCUUGAUAGGUUGGCUUCUUGUGUUUUUUAUUGCAUUGGAGUUUUCUCCUCUUAUCAUUUUUUUUAUUGAUCACUUUCAUUCUCCCAUCUGAUGAUGGGUCGAUUGUGUGUUUACGUGUAAAACAUACAUUUUUUCAUCAUUCUUUUGGCGGCUUCAGAAGGUUUUUCAUUGAUGUUAAGAUGACUUCUUUAUGGUUGGUGUUGGACCAGUGUACAGGUGUACAGUUCAGAAUGUGAUGAAGAGGUCAGCGUUCACAAAUUUCUAGUCACUGCUUGUUUCUUGUAUGAUAAGGGUUCAUUUUUUUUUUUGCUACAUAAUUAUGCUACAAGUGAAUGUUUAUGCCCACUCAUGCAUUUAGUCAAUGAUAUCAUUUGUCAGUAUGUUUAUGUUCAUGGAUGUUAUUGAUUUGUUCUUUCAGAGUGUACACUUGUGCUUUGUAUGUAUGCUUGUACAAAUGUACAUAACUUUUUCUAAGGGGGUUUCUUUUUCUUGAUGGGGUUUGGGUACUGUUGAUAGGGAAAUGGCUCAACUCCUAAUGGUGAGAAUUUUGGACUAUUUGUCACCAUCAUGUUAAUAUAAGAUGAUUGGGAACAAACUCAAUUCCUAGUGCUUUAUGCUCCAAAAGACUGUCUCGCUGAUCACUGAUGCUACAUAGUAUUACCUCUGUCUUUCCAAAUGAACAAAGAAUAACAUUUGAUUAACCAUAUUUUCACAAUCCUUUCAGGCUACUUUGUAGUGUAUUAUAGUUACAUAAACACAUAACAACAAAUCUGCAAAAUAUUCUUUUGCAACAAAAUGCAGUAAAAGGAGACUAAAAUACAUUUUAGAAAUAUUUAUAGAAAAAGCGUAAUCAAUGAGCUACACUUGUCACUAGUCUCUCUCUCACAAACAUUAUAGUAAAUUUUGUCACUUCUUUCAAAGGCUGCAAUCUUAUGACCUUUCUUGGUAAGUGACUCCUCUAACCCCAUAACUGUAUUGACUUGAAAACUUUGUAUCCUAAUACGCCUUUGCAAACUAUUUUGCUAUUAUUUAUUAUUAUCCUCACGUUUAAACAGCCUUAGAGUGUGCAGAGGCUGUGUUGCAUUAUUAAGUAUGUACAGCAUUCCAGUGAAUGUUCACUUCCUUUUUUUGCUUGCUUUAUGUUUGAUGCAGUCCUGAAUCUCAGCUUAAUAACAUAAUUUCUUCACUAUCAGUGUAUGCUGCUGGUCAGAGGGUUUCUUCGGAAUGUGAAAUACAGCAUUAAAUAAAUAGUUCUUGGCAAGAAAAUUGAUACUGAUACUAUAUGGGGCGAAAAAAUUGAUGCAUGUUUGAAAAAGGAUGCUUGGAUGAGAGCUAUAAUCCAGUAUAUAGGAAAUUAUUUAUAAAUUAAAUCCAGCCAGGUGUGGCACAUUGUUCGGCGUGUCUAUUUGUGAGUAUGAAUGUAUGAAGUUCCUGAACGUUACUGGAUUCUUUUCUUGUUUUUCUGACUUUCUCAUCAGUAUCUAUUGUUGAAUGUUGAGUUGCCUCCUGUACCUCCUAUUCUGUGCUGACAGCACCAAGAUUCUAAAAUGUUACACAUAUAUAUUGGUUGACUAAGUUUUUCAAAAGCUGUUAUUUCAGUGUCUAAAAUAUUAGAUAGAGGCAUCAAUAGAAUGAUAAAUGAAGCAGACUUAGAGACAGUGGGUGUUUACAGUUGAGUUUUGCUGGAAAUAAUUAAGGGGAUUUUUCUGUCAUAGAUUGCAUAGCUUAAGCUUCACGAGAACCUUUUCUGCAUCUGUGAACUACCAAAUUUCAUUUAAUUGUACAUUUCUAGAAUUUUUCAUAAAUAAUAUAAACCUAAGAAAACAUAGUUUGCUAUUUACUUUUGACUUUGGCCAAUUAUGAAUGAUAACAUUGGCGUUUGUGGGAGCAAGGCUUUUUAGACUUCUCAUAAACCCAGUCUGACUGGUCAUGAAAAGCCAUUGUUUUUGAAAUUUUCUGCUUUCUUUAGUCAUUUACUAUGUGUAUAAUGCAGAUGCUGAGGGGUAGCUGACAUCUUGUUACUUCUAUAUAUUUAGAUUAAAUUUGCCUACAUGAAUAUUUUUUUGCUAAUAAUACUGAAACACCUACGGCUGAAAUAGUUGAGCAGUUGUCUUAUAAAACACCGGCAGUGACAUGUGAAUGUUGCACCCACUCCAUGAAUAAGUUUUCAUAGAAGUCCAGGAAUUCAAAGUUUUUUUUAAGUGAACUGUCUCUUGUGGUUUCCUAUGGUUAUGUUCCUACAUAAUGUAUGUUUUUUGUUAGUAGGCCAUGCAAUCAUUUUCUUAGUGUUUGGGAUUACAGAAUAACAUUUAGGGGCAAGAAUAUUAGUUAUAAGAGAAAUGUAUGGACAAAUUUUGGAAGUCAACUGUUUACAGUUUCCAUAUCAUUAUUUUAAUAUCUUAAUUCUCCAAUGUUCAUUACUAAAGUCCCUCUUUGUAUAACUGACCAGAUAAAUCACUGUGAUAUACUGUCUCAUCCUAUCAGCUUUUUUUAUUGCCUUUGCCAUAGAUAAGUAGAAAUAUUUAGCAGCUUUAUCUGCACAGUGAUUUUUCUGGCAGUUAAAUCAAAUGUGACAGACUGCAGCUAUUGCACAUUGUUGAAAGGGGGUGUAUAAGGAACAUGCUGGUUGUAUGGAUGUGUCUGGUCUUGCUGUGUGGGAUCUCUUUCAAAUGAAAUGCCAGGAAUCAGACUACUGGAGAGAAUGAUAUCUUGAGCAUUAAUGAUGUAGCAUGUGGAGUAUGAAAAAAAGACAAAUCGUUUCUGGGAGAAGGUAUGAACACAUACUAAGGUAGUUAGGGUUGGUUGGUUAAUGAUAAUGCUGACAUUUUGGUUGAGAUGGUGGCUGUACAUUUUACAGAAAGCAAAAGCUGAUUUUAAAAAAAAUAGGCUUGGGACAUUGGUUUCUAAACAUUCUUUAUGGGCUUAUUCUUUAUCGCUGUCAUAAAAAGGAUUUGUUAGAUGCAUGUAUCAUGGUCUAGAUUCUAUAGAACUAAACUAUUCUAGAAGAAUAGUUCUUUCUUCCCUUUUUGCUCUUUAAACUUUGUAUUGUGGUAGGUAAACCCUGGCUUCAAGGAUAACAUAAAUUUUUAUUUUUUAUCAUCCUAGUAAUCUUAAAGGUUUACCCAUGAACUGAAGAACAUUUUUCAUUCUUGGGCAACCGCAUUGGGGGCUUGGUGUCCUCUAUUGUUGAAGUUACUGCUGUUCCCUGUCUUUCAUUGACAUUAAUACUUUUUCUUAUGAGUCGGGUCAGACUAGGUUUGGUAUUUCAACAGUAAGCCUUUCUGCAUGGGCCAACCAGUCUUUCAGUAUAAAUGAUGUGUGGUGGCAGGCUUUUGUUGCCUAACUAGGAUUAUCUCAUCAUCAACAUUUUUAUAUUUAUAUCUCAUUAUCUUCUUGAUAUCCAUUAAAUAAGUAUAUUUCUUGACACUAUGCUUGCCAUAGAUUUAAGAAAAAACUGUUUUGUAAAUUCAAUAGCACUUUAAGUAUUGUUUUCAUUGAAUUGUUAAUUUAUAUUAAUUUCAAAUUUCUUUUGGAGGCAACUCAGCAAUGAGUAUAUAUAAUGGGGCAAAAUCACAUUGAAACAUAUUGUUUAGUUGUGACUUUUUUAAGGGGAGUAUGAGAUGAAAUUUUUUGGAAAAUGCUUAAAAGUCAACAUGGAUCAUUACUGGUACGCUAUGAAUGUUUUCGUGGGCUUGUUGUGUGGCAGCAAGCCAGUCCACUGGUGUAUAUGUAGUCUUUGAAAAUUGUAUUUGUGACUGUUAAAACCAUCACUGACAUUUCACUUUUAGCCGAUGGUUGUACAUUUGCUUAGAUUAUGGCUGUGUAUAAGCACAUAAAACCUUUCCAAAAACUUACAUUUGUAUAAUUUGUCCGAAAUUUUCAUCAUUGAUUUAAAUUGUACGUUUUUGCUCCAUUUGUUGGGCCUGCUAGAUAUCCUUCCUCUUUGGAUUAUUAUUGAAUUUGCCUUGAUAAUGAUAUGUAGGUCUAUUUUUAUUUCCAUAACUGUAGUAGGUGAUGUCCUAAUGAUUAGUGAUUGUGAAACCAUCAUGUGUCAAUAUGAUUUGUCUUAUUUUUUGUACCCAUGUGUGAGUUUAGUUUCGUAAGGCACAUUUUAUGAAAUGGCAUAAAGUUUCUCCGUUCUUUUAUGAUGGAAUUUUUUUCAGUUUAUUUCCGAACUGCAGUUUCUUUGUAUUUGUACACUAUUGAUCUUGGCUUUCCUCCGAAUCUUUAGCUCUUUUGUGAUUAAGGAGCAGACUAUUCUUUGUGUUACUUUUCAAGUUGCUCUUCCCUAAAUUUUCUUGAUUCUCUAUUCAGCCCUAUUCAUGUUAUUUAUCAACCACUUAACAGGCUGAAAUGCCAACUGUACAUAUGCACAUUAAAACCAUGCAACAUACUUGACUUUUGACACAAUAAGUCACUGUCUACUCUGACCUCUAACAUUUCAUCACCUUCUUAAUUUUUCUUGUUCUGAACAACACUUUCGUUCAACUUUCAUUUCCUGUGACUUGGUCAGUGCAACACAUUUAAUAUAUAGUUGUUUUCCGUCUACCCCCAGUUCAGAACAGCAAAACUUGGUGCUUGUUUUCUGUUUUUCUGCACUGGUCGCUUUUGUUGGUUUGCUGGGAUCCAGAUUUCUUUCGUAGGCUUAUACUUUUGUUUAGCAUGAGGCAUGCUAUAUAUAUAUAUUUCUGAAGAUGGAGCUGUUAACUGUGUAUCGAUAUUGUGGUCUCUUUCACACUGUUUCCUGUUUAAAGCAUUUCUUGUGCUGGAGUCAGUUUAUCACGGAUCAUAGAGUUGGAUCUUUAUGUGACCCAAAAGCUUCUGUUAACAGUUUAAAUAUGUGUAAGUGAGUGUGUUUGUAUGUGCGCACAUGCAUAUGUUAAGAGAUAAAGGAAAUGAGCAGGAGGUAUGCAACAAGGAAGAAAAAAAUGGAAAUGUCCAUUUAUAUCUAAUGAUCAUGAGAUGUGUGUGAAGUAUGAGGUAAAUCUGUCCUGCUGAGCAUGCAACAGUACGUGGCUUGUCUGGAGUUGGCAGCUGAGUUUGUAGACAUGUCGGCCAGGCUUGACAGCUUUGUCUUUGGUACUUUAAUGUAAGUUUCAGUAAAAUUCUUCAAGUUAUA
Molecule: messenger RNA, 10064 nt
Organism: Pomacea canaliculata
Lineage: Eukaryota; Metazoa; Mollusca; Gastropoda; Architaenioglossa; Ampullariidae
Product: cysteine-rich motor neuron 1 protein-like
Exons: 14
Coding region: 638-3682 (1014 amino acids)
Cellular component (GO): extracellular region
Molecular function (GO): protein binding; serine-type endopeptidase inhibitor activity
Source: RefSeq, a predicted model, not a curated record